UCCAACACUUGUUUGAAUAGUGCUAGCAAUUUGGCGGUACAGUGAACAGGAAUUUUUCCUCGUGGGUUCACAUUUUUGAUACUUAAGCAAUGGUUCACGGCAAUGAUAUCCUGCACAAUAACCACUUCAGAAAAAAAUGGCAAUUUAUGGUAAAAACAUGGUUCAACCAACCAGCACGCAAAGAACGCAGACGGAAAGCAAGAAAAGCCAAAGCUCAAAGAAUUGCACCGAGACCAGCUUCUGGUCCACUUCGGCCCAUUGUCAACUGUCCUACAUUCCGAUAUAAUAUGAAAGUCAGAGCUGGACGUGGGUUUUCACUACAAGAGGUUCGAGCUGCUGGUUUAAAUCCGAAAUUCGCCCGGACUAUUGGGAUAGCUGUUGAUCACCGUCGACGAAAUGUCUCUGUUGAAGGGUUACAAAGAAACGUUGCUCGACUUAAGGCCUACAAGGCGAGACUUAUAUUGUUCCCCUUAAAUCCAGCGAAGCCUCAAGCCAUGGAUGCAAAGGCUGAUGAAGUUAAAAAGGCAACACAGAUCCGCCGGCCGGUACUCCCCAUAACUCAAAGGACCAAACGAAUUAAAGCUCAUGAACCAACACCGUCUGAACUACGCUACAGCGCUUUCCAUGCCAUCCGUCAACACAGAGCUAACGCUCGGCUCUACGGAAAACGUCUGAAGGCACGUCGAUCAGCCGCCGCAGAAUAACUGUUCUAAAUAAAUUGUUUUCGG
Schistosoma turkestanicum is the source of this 728-nucleotide messenger RNA. The record is from the annotation of a GenBank genome assembly. NCBI's taxonomy places the organism in Eukaryota, Metazoa, Platyhelminthes, Trematoda, Strigeidida, Schistosomatidae.